Molecule: messenger RNA, 4540 nt
Organism: Helianthus annuus (common sunflower)
Lineage: Eukaryota; Viridiplantae; Streptophyta; Magnoliopsida; Asterales; Asteraceae
Product: E3 ubiquitin-protein ligase RKP
Exons: 11
Coding region: 408-4235 (1275 amino acids)
Biological process (GO): protein ubiquitination; ubiquitin-dependent protein catabolic process
Cellular component (GO): cytoplasm; ubiquitin ligase complex
Molecular function (GO): protein binding; ubiquitin-ubiquitin ligase activity
Source: RefSeq, a predicted model, not a curated record
GCCGCUGGAUCUGGUAAAUGAAGCCGCCACGUGUCGGUGAGUGAUGAAAUAGGGUUGCAUUUCAGUCAGCCUCCACCACCUCAUUCAUUCCUUUCCUCGUGACUUCCCAAAUUUCUGGCACUCAUAAUCCAAAAACCCUAAUUUCUCUCUUCUCUUCUUCAACAACUUGUUCUGAUUUUUCAAAUUUUGCUUCACUCGCUACGAUUAACGCGCCACAAGUUUCGUACGGAGUAACAGUCGCUUCAUGAUCUCAUGAUUUGGUGAGAUUUGAAUCAUUUGAUCCUAAGUUAUAAAAAUGCUGUUGUUUGUUGAUGGUUGGCGUAUCUAUACUUGAGGCUCGAGGCGUUGGUGCUGUUGGUUGUAGUUUUUAAGUCACUUUGGGUGGCUUUGUUUUUCUUAUUUGACUAAUGGCUGAUGACAGCCAGCAUACAAGUUGGCUUGCUUCUGGUUUGGCUGUAAUAUUGGACGGUGAAGAUAAGAAGGAGAGUAGUCAGAAAAGCCAUCUUCUCUCGUACUGUGAUGAUUUUGGUGAACAGUCACUUGAACGGACACUUGAACAUGUGUUCGACCUCCCGUCGAAAACGAUUAAUUUGCUGACAUGUCAAGUUGAUGCUAAUGUAAUUUGCUCUAUUAUAAAAAAUGAUUACUUGAGAUAUCAUAAAACGUUAUUGACUGUUGACACUUCAAGAGAAGGAGCGUCUGCCAGUGUUGACGGUUCUGGACCUUACAUUGUUAAAAUUGAAGAAUCGAGCGUGUGCGGUGAAUUUCAACUUAUAAAACCGCCUUUGUUAAUUGAAAGCCACGCGGUAUUCAGUAGUGCGCGAGCAAAUGCAUGUGUAUGGAAAGGUAAAUGGAUGUAUGAAGUAACUCUAGAAACCGCUGGUUUACAACAGCUUGGAUGGGCUACUAUUUCUAGCCCUUUUACAGAACACACAGGUGUAGGUGAUGCGGAUGAUUCAUAUGCAUUUGAUGGAAAACGGGUCAUCAAGUGGAACCUAAAUCCUCAACCGUAUGGCCAGACAUGGGUUGUUGGCGAUGUCAUUGGAUGCUGCAUAGAUUUAGAAGCUGAUGAAAUUUCAUAUUAUAGAAACGGUGUUUCUCUUGGUGUAGCGUUUAAUGGAAUAAAGAAAAUGGUUCCUGGGCUAGGGUAUUAUCCCGCAAUUUCUCUUUCUCAAGGCGAACGGUGUCAUUUGAAUUUUGGGGCCCGUCCAUUUAGAUAUCCUAUUCAAGGUUUCCAACUGAUUCAAAUCCCACCAUCGACAAAUCCAUUAGCUGUUGGUUUGCUUCAUUGCUUUUCAAAGUUGUUGAAUAUGUGGCGAGGGGAGAACAACAGUUAUAGCUCUAUGGAAAAGCUAAGAAGUUUAAAACGGUUUAUGCCUGUUAACGAGUUAUAUAAUCCCGUUUCUCGUGGAAUUUGUAUGGAGUUAUUCUCAAUUCUUAACGCAAAUGCAGAGAGUGUGGAAUACAUAAGCUGGGGCCCACUUCUUUCUUUUCUCAUGGACGUUUUCCGGGAUCAAGCACCUCAUGAUUAUGAAAGUUUGGAUAAAGUACUUGAUGUUUUACUUGAUUUCCCGGGGUCCACAUUGAUGUUUGAACACCUCAUCUCUGCCCUUUCUUACCAUUGUAAGACUGCAUCUAUUGUGUUACGAGAGAGUCCAUAUUCGGGUUCAUAUCCAUAUCUUGCGUUGGCAUGUCACAUGUUAAGACGUGAAGAUUUGAUGGUGGUUUGGUGGAAGAUGUCUGAUUUUGAGUUUUUAUUUGAAGGAUUUUUAUCUCAGAGAUGUCCAAAUAAACAAGAUCUUCAGCAUAUGAUACCUGCUGUAUGGUGGCCUGGUUCAUGUGAAGAUGUUUCUCAUGAAAGUAGUAUGAUGUUGACCACUAAAACGUUGACUGAAGCAAUUAAUAAGAUUGAGGAGAAACAUCGGGACCUAUGUUGUCUAGUCAUGCAAUUCAUUCCACCCGUAACGCCUCCUCAGUUACCAGGCUCCGUUUUCAGAACAUUUUUACAGAACAUUAUAUUAAGAAACAGGGGAGCAGAUCGCAACAUACUGCCACACGGUGUAUCAAGCAAUUCCGUUCUUGUUUCUUUGUUCACCGUUAUACUUCAUUUCUUAUCAGAAGGAUUUGCAGUAAGAGGGUGUGGUUGGAUGUUGGGUUCUGGAACUAGUGGUGGGCCCACUGUCGGGUUUCUUCACAGAGGUGGUCAACAAAGUUUUCCACUUCCACUAAUUCUUAAACACGACCCUCACCGAGUUGAGAUCUCGAGGCUCGGUGGGUCCUACAGUCAUCUAGCUAAUUUCCACCCUGUGAAUGUGGACCCUGAAGCUGAAGUGGUUCAGUGGGAGGAAGGGUGUGUAGAUGAUGUGGACCCAGAAACCAGAAUAACACAUGCAGGGAUUCAGAAGCCGUGUUGUUGCUUAAGUUUGGACGCUAAUUUUUCACGGAUUUCUAAGAAUCCUUUUAGAUAUACGGCUAAAGCUUCUCAGAGCCAUUGCGGUUCCAUUCCGGAGAGAUCCGCUCAGGUGGCGGCUGAGUGCAGUUCUGGCAAUUUGAAUGAUGACAUGGCGGAUAAACCUAGCACGAGUGACCAGUCGGAUUCUGAGUUUGGUUAUCUCCUGGUGCAGCAAAUGAGGGUUGUAGCGUUAGAGAGUACUUCAUCUUCGUCAACGUUAAAAGAAGAGGAGCUUUUGGAUGCCAUGCUCUUGUUGUACCAUUUGGGCCUUGCGCCAAAUUUCAAACAGGUGUCAGGUUACAUGACUCUUCAGUCACAUUCAAUAUCCCAGCUGGAAGAAACAGACAGACAAAUAAGAGAACGAGGCGGUGGUGAACAAUUAAGGCAGCUGAAAGAGGCCCGAAGUGUCUACCGUGAAGAGGUUAUAGAUUGUGUGCGCCAUUGUGCUUGGUACCGUGUCUCUCUUUUUGCCAGUUGGAAACAGAGGGGAAUGUAUGCAGCAUGUAUUUGGAUUUCUCAGUUGCUUCUGGUUCUUAGCAAAAUGGAUUUGGUUUUCAGUUAUGUGCCUGAAUUUUAUUUAGAAACUCUGGUUGAUUGUUUUCAUGUUUUGCGAAAGAGCGAUCCUCCUUUUGUCCCUGCAGGAAUGUUUAUAAAACAAGGACUUGGUUCAUUUGUUACUUUUGUGGUUACCCAUUUCAGCGACCCGAGAAUAUCAAGCGCAGAACUAAGAGAUCUACUUCUUCAAUCAAUUUCUGUAUUAGUUCAGUACAAGGAGUUUUUGGCUGCUUUUGAGAGCAACCGAGCAGCAACUCGUAGCCUCCCAACAUCACUUUUAUCAGCGUUUGAUAACCGAUCCUGGAUUCCUGUAACGAAUAUACUAGUAAGAUUAUGCAAAGGUUGCGGGUUUGGAUAUUCAAAGCACGGAGAGUCUUCAUCGGUUUCUAGCGUGUUUCAGAAAUUAUUACGUGAGGUUUGUCUGAAAGAUGAAGAAUUGUUUUCAGCGUUUCUCAAUCGCCUUUUUAAUAAUCUAAGCUGGGCAAUGACGGAAUUCUCGGUUUCCAUACGAGAAAUGCAAGAAAAAGGCCAGAUGAUUGAGUUUCAGCAGAGGAAAUGCGGUGUUAUAUUUGAUCUUUCAAGCAAUCUCGCAAGGGUACUAGAGUUUUGUACUUGUGAGAUUCCUCAGGCUUUUUUGUCAGGGGCAGAUACGAACUUGCGCAGAUUAGUCGAGAUGGUUGUUUUUGUUCUCAAUCAUUUGACUUCCAUUGCUGACCCGGAGUUCUUUGACUUGAUAAUUAGAAGGCCUAGUCAAACUCCAGAAAAAGUCAACAAAGGCAUGAUUUUGGCACCUUUAGUAGGUAUCAUCUUGAAUCUGUUGGAUGCGAGCCUUGUAACAGACGCCGGCGAGCAGAACGAUAUUGUCGACAUUUUUGCUAGCAUGGACUGUGCUGAUACUCUUAUUUCGGGAUUCCAGUACCUAUUAGAGUUCAAUUGGGCUGGCACCUUUAAGGGGGAUGUUCAUUUCACAAAACUCCGGCAGUUAGAAGAUUUAUCCAGCCAUCUUAUCUCGAGAACAGAGUACAAGAGGGUGGCCCACAAAGAAGAAACCGAAAGUGAUGAUAAUGUGUGCUGCAUCUGCUACAGGUGUGAAGCAGAUGCCAAAUUCUUACCAUGCACACAUGUUUCAUGUUUUGGCUGCAUAAAUCGCCAUCUCAUCAAUUGCGAGAGGUGCUUCUUUUGCAAUGCGACGGUACUUGAAGUCGUUCAGAACGAUUGUGAAAUAUAACUUAAGCUCUAAUUUAGUUUACUUGGACAAAAAGAAAUGGAUAAACUUAAAAAGACUGGUUAGUUAUAGAUAGUGUAAAUAGUCAAAUACAUGGAAUAUGUUAGUGGUAUUAUAAGUGCUGUACCGUUGGCACUGUACUCGGCUGCGUAUGAAUUUUGUAGAGGGGGCCGAGGGCGAUUAUUGUUUUUUAUUAAGUUCAGAACAAUUCAUGUGUGACAAUUUGCUGCUGCUGAGGUACUACAAAUAAGUGAAUCUCUACAGUUUUAAUUUUCUGGAUAUGAAAGAGGGGGGCUUGAUUUUGUAAA